AUGGAUACCAAAUUGGAACGUCCCGUCGCGUAUUACCCCUACUUUUAUUUCAACAAAACCCAAGCGGAAGAACAGUGUGAGCAACAACCUCAACAUUUUCCUUUAUGUUUCUAGGCCAGAGUUGAAGAUUUUCAAAGGGUUAAAAAACGAAUCGAAAGGUUAUUUUAUGCUCUACAACUUUGCAGUUGAUCAUUUUACACCAUCACACCCCUGUAGCGAGAUAUUUCGAUUUUAACGCAACGGACAGUGGCUUUUACUUGUUUUUUCGAUUUUACUCAAUAGCUAAAAGAGAUCGUGAAAAAUGAUCAAUUACAAAGUUGUAGAGCUCAAAAUUAUCUAUCGAUUCAUGGUUUAACAUUGAGAAAAUAUCGAAAAUUGACCAAGUUACACGCGGUUUACCGCCGACCACCUAAAUGCUCGCACUAAUGAUCCGAACCAAUCAAUACCGUAGCUUUCUCCGGGAAUUUUAGUAUAUUCGAGUGGAACUGUUUGCCGACCGUAUCGAUGGAUACAACCCAAAACCUACAGUGUCUGUGUGCCGGUGGCGGCCCGCACAUAAUGGCGCAAUGAAUGUUUGCGCCAUCUGAACCAAUAUGGACGGGCAUGACGGAAAACGAGGGAAAGUGUGCCGAAAACGAAGCUUUUUGACCAUUUUACCUUUCUCUAUAUUUUUGGUCGGAGUAGUAGCGGUGGUUGAGCAUCCGUCAAGGGUGUAACUCUUUUGAACUACGGUAAUAGAAGAUCACCACAAUAGCGCGCACUCAAACCAAUUUAUCUCAGCUGCCCGUGGAACUAUCAAAAAGUUGUCAACUGAUAAAAUGUACACAAUUUCUUGGUGAUCAUUUUAUCAGUUGACAACAUUUUUGUACCUCUCCCGACAGCUGAGAUAUAUCGUUUUGAAUGCACGGCAUUGUGCAAGUCCUGUAGAAAACCCGCAAAAAUUGCAAUUCUCCCGAACCGAAAAAAAAGACAAACAAUUCAUAAAUUCUCUGGCUCGUGGGAACCCCCCGCAUCACUCUUUUCCGUCUCUUUUCGCGUUGAAACAAUAAUACAGGUUGUUGUGUGUGCCACGUAUUCGAUACUUUUUUUUCUACAGUACGGACUGCUCCAGGCCCGGCCCGGCCAACAAACAAAACAUAAAAAAUAUGGAAAUGGGGGCGCCUGGUACGUACGAAUGGCUAUAAUUUUACGAGGCCGUCGGUCACUCGGUGGGAGCCCCCCUCACUUUCUUUCCGUUUCUCUCCCACCUCAAACACACACACACACACACACCCACGCAUCCAUCAUUCUCUCCGUUGUUCACCUGAAAAUGGACCGUUUCUUUUUUUUUUGCAGGUAUAUGCGAUAGAAGCGACUUGCUGUCGAUGAUGAGCUCAAGCACCGGUUCGUGUGAUUUGGACGGACCGCCCGAGACGAAACGCUUCAGAAUCGAUGUGAACACACAGGUGAGCGCACCGGGAAAAUCCACGUUUUUUCCAACUUUCUUCUUGUCGCGCACGUUUCUCACUGCGCGCGGCACCCAUAACGACACCAUCCUGGGGAGCCGUGGGCUUUGACGGUGCGCGUGGCGUAGUGGUUGCUUUUUGGAAUUGUAGAGACUGUGAGUGGUCGAAAGUUCGAACCCGGUCAGGUGAAAUCGGUUUUUGCUCAAAUUAUUCAAUCAGUAUACACUUCUCCAAGUGUCAGUUUCUAGUUUUCAAUCCUCCUUUGGCACAUUGCCAACCAGUCAUACUUGGAACGAAACGAUCGGAGAGAAAGAGAUGGAGAUGAACAAUCCAAUCCGUGAAAAAAAAAAUUCCAAUUUCAAUAAUUGAAAUGGCUGAGCGCGCGCGCGAAAUGAGCCCCCCACACAUCCCGAGAUAAGGAUGAGCCGGACAGAUAUUUCCACAUUUUCGCUCGAAAUGUCUCUCAAACUUGGCGCUAUUUUCCGAUGAGCGCAAGACAAAUCUUUUUCUUUUUCUUCAAAUGUUCCACCAAUCCGCAGGAAUGAAGAGAUUUGAUGAAUGAGCGACGAAAAACGAUUUUGAAGGGGUUCACUUCCAACUCUUUAGAAAUGGGCGGCGUAUAACUCUAGAACUAAGCGUUUUGGUACAAAAUAGUCAACUGCAAAAUUGUUGAGCAUAAAAAGUUACGUAAUGUUGUAGUGCAUCAUUUUGCUGAAACAUAACUCUCAAGGCUUGAUUGUAGGCCUCAAAGUGUGCUCGUCACAUGUACUGUGUGUACUGUUUAGAAAUAGGCUCAUAACGUGAAAAUAAAGAGUUUUGGAUAAAAGUGAUCAAUUACAAAGUUAGAGAGCAUAUAAUUCUCUACAAUUUUCUAGUUAAACGCUUUUUCAAAUAAUCACUAGUUCUUGAGAUACAAGUUUCCAAAGACACAAGUGCCAAUUCAAUUUGCAGGUCGGAAUCAUCGAUGCUCCCUCGACAACGUGCUCGAUCACAACGACUCCGGUGGCAGGAGAAGCGUCGCAGGAUGGGCAGUCCCCAGCAGCGCCCUCCUCCGCCAGCUACCGUUCCUCGAACAGCAGCGUCAUCUCCUCCUCCGAAUCGCCGAUCAAAGAGGAGGAGAUGGACACUUCGGACCUGCAGUUGCAGCACGACGAGACCGACGGAUCGGUGGUCGGAGGGGCGAGCACCGGCGGCGCGAGCAUCGUCAACAAUAGCGAGAUAUUCGAGAUGCUCAACAAGACGUUCGGCGGUGUGUUCGGCAAUUGCGAUCUGGAAGGAAUGAUGCGGCCCGCGGCACUCUUGAAUCCUCCCUCCCCGCCCACACCCGUUCCCACCGGAAUCCCGGGCGCUCUGGCCGUCGCACAGACGCCUGCCGCUCAACUUUUCGCGAACGAUGACUGGAGCUGGCACCGAAACCCGGCGGCGUCGAUCCGAAGCGGAGGAACCAACAAGCAGACGCCCGUCUGGAAGUACUUUGUGUACAAUAAAGCGGAAAACUUGAGCAGGUUCGUUGAUCGAAUUUCUGAUGGUCUAGAAAAGUCAAUAAUCACAUUUCAGAUGCAUCGUCGGCGACUGUACCUACAUGCUCAAAGGGCCGCACACCUCCACGCUGGCGUGCCAUCUCAAAAAGCACACGAAAGAGUAUUCGGAGUUCCAGAAGCUCAAGACGGAGUACUCGCGGACCAAGAUGGAGCAGCAGCCGAAGGUGCCCGAGAUGACGACGCCCAGUCCGAUGGCUCCGAUGAAUCUUCAGUCGCUUCCGGCUCGCCAGACCAUCUCUCCGGUCUCCUCCACCUCAAACUCAUCCGCUUCUGGUGUGGAUUUGAGCAUGAAGAAGGCGGCGAAAAAUAAGGAAAUUCCAAUUCCGAGCUCCGCCAAGCUUAACGAGAUGAUAUUGAACGGUUUUCGGGGAGGUGUCGCCGCUCCGAUCAGCACUUCUUCCGCGUCGAACAGCACGUCGGUGCCGAGCUUUGUGACCAACAUGAUGCUGCAAAUGAACCCGCUCCACAUGAUGUUGGCUCAAUCGCUGCCGACGACAGCUCAGCCACCGGCCACCGGCGGCGGCGGCGGCGCACAACAACAAUCCUGCGGCGCGUCACAAAUCGUCGCGAGCACCAACGCUCUCGCGAUCUCGCUGGCCGCCAACGGUCAGCUGGUCCAGUCGUCGAAAAAGUGGCGAAGCGACGAGAAGAAGCAGAAAGAGUUGGGCACGCGGCUCGCACUCGCGCUCGCCACCUCGCACAUCCCGUGCGAGGUGCUCCAGAAUCCGCUGUGGAAGGAGGUGUUCGAGAUGGCGCAGCCCAAGUUCUCGCUGCCCUCCGAACAAGUGUACGAGGCGGCCGUGAGCGGAACCGUCCAAAAACUGACGCAGACCGUCAAGAGCGCGCUGGCGGCCAACAAAAAACUGAACCUUCUCCUCGACGUCACCAAAGUCACCGGCGAAAUUGCGAGGCUUUCGGUCGCGGCGGCUAUUACCGGUGGCGCCGGAAACGCCUACGAAACACAGGUCGUCCUGCUCGCGUUCCGCAACAUUUCCCAGUCGGUCGGCGCCGAGAACGAGAAUCUGGCGGAGGACGUGGCGAACGCGUUCGAGCGAGUGCUCGAGGACUACAAAAUCUCCGAGGACUCGGUGAAUCGGGUCGUCUGCUCGGGACUGCCAGAAUUCGUCGGCGACGACGCCGGCCACAUUGUCUCCAAACAGAUGGAGUCGUUCGCCUCGAAGCUGUCCGCCUGCUUCCGCACCUGGCUCGACACCUCUCCGACUUUGGAGCUCUUCAAGAAGAACAUCUACUCGAUGCUGCUCUCCUAUCUGACCGUGCCCGCCGCCAUCCACCUCGCCUCCCAAAUGAUCAAGACCAAGUUCGAGCUGCCCGUCACCGAGCCGUUCCCGGUGAUCAUCGAGAAUCUGAUCACACAUCGCGACAUUUAUCAAAUGAAUCUCGAGGGUUUGGCGCCGAUUUCGGAGCGAGAAUGGGUGAAAGUGAUGGGAAUUCAUCAGGUGAUGAACAUCUUCAAACCGCUCACCGCCUACACGACCGAAAUGACCACUGUGGACACGGUCAUUCCGACGAUUGUGCAGUUGAGGAACGCGUUGGAGAAGGUCGGUUUUUAGGGCGAAACACGGUCUCCAGAGCUGACAAGUGCGCCCCGCCUAAUAGAGGAUUCGCGCGAAAUUCAAAUUUUAACAGUAUAAUUUGUGUUUUUUGCCAGAUUAGCCACGAAAAACCGAUAAUUUCCCAUUUGUCUCUCGAUAGACCGAUUAUAAAGUCCGCGAUAGACCGAUUACUUUUACGAAUUUUUUAGGCGCAAGAGCGUCAAAUUUGGUCAAGUCGCAAAUCACAUUUAUCUGUUUGAAGGUUUUUGGCUAAAACUGCGUGAAUUUCAGUUGCUUUUCGGUAGUUUUCGCGGUUCGAGCGCUCAAAAUGCUUGUAUUUACGUGAUUUAUCAUUCUCAAAACUAAUUCUGUCUGAAAACGGUCAAGAAAUCGCAAAAUGAGACGUGCGGUUUUUAGGCGGCGAUCGGCGGCGAAAGCGAAAAAGAAAAGUCCGCGAAAAAUGCGUCAAAACGUCAUUAUUUCUGAGAAUUAGUGUGUUUUCAUGUCGAACAAUCAUUUUUCAUCGCCUUUGACCACAAAAAUCAGAGAAAACCUGCUCAAUUCAUGAAAAAGUCAUUUGGCCGCCGAGGCCACGCCCAUAUUGUCAGCUCUGGAGACGCAAAAAUGAGAAAAUAACUAGACUAAUUUCAGGACACCUUCCACCUGGGAGAAGUCGGUUCGGACCUUCUCGCCUCGCUCAACGCCACCUUCGCCCCGAUCACGUCUCCGAACCACGAGGAAUUCGACUCCACGUACAUCCAGGCGACGGCCCUGAAUCCACAACUCGCAGUCACUCUCACCGCCGAACAAAUGUCGCUGGCCAAGAGUUUAAUCGAGAAAGAAGUGUCGAGACGGUCGCGGAAGUCGAGGUCUCACAACGAAAAGAAAUUGGCGAUGGGCGUCGAUUCGCUUCUCGCGAACGUCAUGAAGAAAGAGGGAGCCGGAGGCGAGGAGGCGCUCGCCAUUUACGGCGAUUUGUUUCAAUCGAUAAAGGGCGAGAGCAUUGUCAAUCAGUACUUUGAGGAAAUCUCGAGCGCCGUAAGUUUUUGGGCAGCCGAUUGGGUUUUUUGACGUAGAGUAAAAACGUAAAAACGAGAAAUCAUUCCGCUUGGCUGAGAAAACUCUCAGAAUCUCGCAAUUUCAACAAAAUUCUCGUGCCGAAGCUUAUAAAAAAAAUUGUUUUAUUUUUCAGACCUCCGUGGAAAGCAUCUUCACGCCGCUGCUGCGUACUUUCGGAAAUCCGAUGCAAGCCCCCCUGGCCUACUGGAAAUCGUGCUCUUCCCGAUGCUCGGAGCUCUCCGAACUCGCCGCCGAGCUCCUCUCCAUACCGAUCUUCACGCUCACCGCCGAAAGAGUGCUGACUUUUUCGGCCACGGCCACGUCCACCGCGCUCAACACGAACCUAAUUCUGACCAAUUUGGACACUGUCGAACAGUUUGAAAAGCAGAUUUUACUCCGUUUCAACCGUCAAAUUGUCGCGAAAUUAUUAAACUAG
Molecule: messenger RNA, 6034 nt
Organism: Caenorhabditis sp. 36 PRJEB53466
Lineage: Eukaryota; Metazoa; Nematoda; Chromadorea; Rhabditida; Rhabditidae
Source: the annotation of a GenBank genome assembly